Molecule: messenger RNA, 1368 nt
Organism: Zingiber officinale
Lineage: Eukaryota; Viridiplantae; Streptophyta; Magnoliopsida; Zingiberales; Zingiberaceae
Product: BURP domain-containing protein 3-like
Exons: 3
Coding region: 99-1109 (336 amino acids)
Source: RefSeq, a predicted model, not a curated record
AGACGUGAGGGCGACCUCGAUCGGCGAUCGCAUCCUUCAAUCUGCUCAAUCAGAUCUAUAAAUUCCUCGCCGAGAGUGCCGGAAAUCUGUGCAUUCCGAUGUCUUCUCCUCCAAUGGAUCGCCUGUUCGUGUUCCUCCCUCUGCUUUCGUUUUUCUUGCUUCUUCGCGCUUCGAGUGAUGCGGCCAUGUCUCCCCAGGAAGCCUACUGGCGUACUGUCCUCCCUACCACUCCCAUGCCGAGUGCCAUCGCCGAUCGUCUCUCUCUUGGUGCGACAGUGGGGAGUGAGAAGACGACUGUGAGUGUUGGUAAAGGGAAGCCCGGCCGCGGCACCACCGUCAACGUCGGCGGCGGACAUAUGACUGCCAAGAAGGCCAAAGGCAGACCGUCACCGUCACCGAUCGUCCUUGUCAAUUACGCGGCGACUGAGGCCCAAAUCCAUGACGACCCCAAGGUCGCCCUGUUCUUCCUCGAGAGCAACCUCCGCCCUGGCGCCGCUAUGACCGUCCAUUUCACUCGAACCAGCGCCUUCCGUGCAGCCUUCCUCCCGCGGAGGGAGGCUGACGCCAUCCCUUUCUCGUCGGCGAGGCUCCCGGAGAUCCUCGACCGGCUCUCCAUGAAACCCGGUUCGCCGGAAGCAGAGACGACUCUGAGCACGCUGCAGGAGUGCGAGCGCUCCGCGGCGUCCGGCGAGAGGAAGCUCUGCGCGACUUCGCUAGAGUCGAUGGUGGACUUCAGCGUCGCCAACCUCGGGACGCGGCGCGUAGUAGCGGCGUCGACGGCGGUGAUCAAGGCAGGGACGCCGCUGCAGACGUACACGAUCCAAGGGGUGAGGAAGACAGUGUCGGCCGAGGGGAGGCUGGUGGCGUGCCAUUCGAUGGAGUACGCGUACGCGGUGUUCUACUGCCACACGUCGGCGGCGAGGGCGUACAUGGUGUCGCUGGUGGGGGCGGACGGGGCGAAGGUGGAGGCGGUGGCGGUGUGUCAUACCGACACCGCGGGCUGGAACCCCAACCACUUGGCCUUCAAGGUGCUGAAGGUGAGUCCAGGGACGGUGCCAGUGUGCCACUACCUGCCGGAGGACAACUUGGUGUGGAGCCGCAGGAAUUAAUGGAGGUCCAUUGAAUUGCUGCUCGACUGUCGCCGGAAUAUGAUUGUGCCACGUGGAGUCGACGUGGAAAACUAUUAUAAAUUAUGAUAUUUAUCAAUGCCACGUGGAGGUCAACUGCAGUAGGCUGUCGCCGUAAUAUGAUCAUAUAAGUGUGGUUGUGAGAGUAAUGGUUGUAGUUUAUGAUAUUUAUCAGUGCUACGUGCAGUGUACGUUGUAAAUAUAGUAUUUGGACAUAAUAAAGUUAUAUGUGUUAAAUAUA